Messenger RNA from Physella acuta, 1116 nucleotides. RefSeq names its product FMRFamide receptor-like. NCBI's taxonomy places the organism in Eukaryota, Metazoa, Mollusca, Gastropoda, Physidae. Gene Ontology annotation, molecular function: G protein-coupled receptor activity. Gene Ontology annotation, biological process: G protein-coupled receptor signaling pathway. The record is from RefSeq and is a predicted model, not a curated record. Gene Ontology annotation, cellular component: membrane.
AUGGAAGAAACACGAAACAUGAGUGAGUGUUAUGACUUGUGUGACAAGGAAAUUCUCUACAACUAUAUUUGUAAAGCCAGGCAAAACAAUACUAUGGAGCACCGAAGCGAUCAUAUUCGGUGGGAAAUUGAAAUAAUCUAUCAAACAAUGAAAUGUUUUGUCAACCCAUCCAUUUCUAUUAUUGGACUAAUCGGAAAUAUCUUGAGCAUUUGUAUACUGAUACAAAGUGGGUUUAAAAAGCCCUCAAACGUGUUUCUGUUAGCCCUUACUAUAUCAGACUCUUUGUAUCUCAUUCGACCAAUCAGUGCUCCAAGUCUACUAAAGGUUUUCGGUCCGUCUAAACUUAGACCUCUAGUGUACGGUUGGGAAUUCCCGGAAAACUUCGCAUUUUUCGCCUUCGUCGUUGAAAAAUCCAUCAUGUGUUUUGUUGGCUGGGGUUCGUACGUCUCCACAUCUCUACCAGCGGUCAUCACCCUUGAAAGAUUUAUCGCCGUGUAUUUUCCUUUACGUCUCAAAACCGUCGUCACUGUCAAAAGGGCCAUUUUUAUCGUGGCUGGAAUCUAUUUUUUCUGGCUUUUUUGGAGCGUGUUCGUGUACGCUUCGUGGUUCUCCUUCGAGUACCACACCCUGUCCGAAGACGUCUACUACGGCAUCGACGUAUACUCCCAGUUUUUUUUCGACAACGCCAACAUCAUGUUCCCUCUGUAUUUCCUCGCCCUCAACUACCUGACCAGCGUGUUCCCCAUCUCCAUCACCAUCGUCUCCUGCAUCCUCAUCGCCCUGAAGAUCCGGAUCGCCCAGCGAAGACGCCGGAAACUCACCAAACACAAGAAAACCUACACCUCACGAACUACGCGUACACUACUAGCCGUUUCUCUGAUCUUCGCCAUCGCUCACGGGACCUACUUCAUCCUGUCGUACAUAUUUCAAGACGUUAUGGUCGCAGGGACAGACGAAUCGCGCGUCGUUGGAGAGUUUUUAGUGGCCCUAGUUCUCUUCAGCAGUGCCAGUAAUUUUUUCGUCUAUGUUUUCCUGAACAGCGGGUUCAGGAAACUAUUUUUAGACAUGACGUUAAAGCAUAUCAUUUGCCGUAAAGGCGGGACAGAAGCUGUUUAA